GAGUCGCAUUGAUCGGACGGCUUCGCUGCGUCUUGAUCGGUUUUGGCCAUGCAACUUGGUGCGUGCCAAAACAUUCUGUAGAUUUUUCUGCGAUUUCUGUGAGGUAAAAUGGACGAAGUGGAGAAAUGUCGUGAUUUACCACAAGACGACAGUAUUGUCACGGAUGCCAAAUUUUUAUUUGACCUAGGAAAUCGCAUUAUUCAGGAAACAGAACAAAAACUGGAAAACCUGAACAAGAAAAGAUUAUUAAACCUUAGGAAAUCCGAGGAAAGAAAGAAUGACAAGCUAUUAGAUUUUGUCACAGCAACAGAACUAGGAGAAGAAUGUGCGCUGAAACUUCAGGACGUGAAAGAGAUUCUUCACUUCCUCUUCCCACACAAUAAAAAGAGGCCUGACGGCGCAAGUGAAGAAAAGUUAUACCUUGAUGAACAAAAGAAAGAAUGGAUCUCCGUCUUUUCCAACGGUCGUGAGAUAUCUCUUGAUGAUGCUUCUUUGAAGAGUUCAGAAUUCCAAGGUAGACCAGCUCUAUUGACAUUGGUGAAAGUGAAAGAUAUUUGGCUGACUCACUACCCUCCACCCUCGGACCCUCCCAAAAAAUUGAAAAAGUCAAAAGAUAAGAAGGAGGUUCAAGCUGAUCAGAAGUAUGAAGAAGGUAAAAUAUUUCUGGCUAAUAUAAUAGACCAGAAAAGGAAUAGUUCAGAGAGGAUUAAAAACGUAAAACUAGCAUUGAACAAGGUGAAAGAGAAUACAAGUUUUGAUCAUGAAAACGUGUUGGUAUUGUUGCAAUUUCUGGAUACAUUUGCAGUAGUGGAUACAUUUCCUCGAAUCCGGUCGAAUUUCGAUUAUCUGGUAAGGCACGCGCGGAAGAAAUACUUUGAGAGCUUUAUGACAGAGAGCCAAUACGACCGAAUAAGGACAAUGCGUAAUGACGUAUUUAAAGGCCAACGCGAUGUUUCUCUUGAACCCGAAGACUUUUUCAAUUAUUUAGAUGACAAUACAUCGGUAAAAACUUUUUUUACUACUUUGUACAAGUUUACUGAACGCAUAGAGGAGAGCAGCGUUCCAGAGGAUUGUUCAUUGCACCUACGUGAAACACAACGGAGAGGACGUGCAAGGACCUCUUCGUUGCCUGGAAAUCUUCUGAGUCGAUUUUCAAACAACGUAAAGAGGCUGGUUGACAGUGCGAAAAACGACCAGGAUGCCAAAAAAAUAAGCAAUGAGAUCGUAUUUGAUCUACUUUUAAAUGUGUAUCCAAAAAUGUCACUUGUAGAAAGUAAAAAGGAACCUAAUAGUAAACUUGUUACUCUGAGGAAUCGUCUCGUGCAUGCCCCACACAUGGUUCACAUGAAAGAAAUCAAGGAAAAUGUCUCAUAUGCUUUGCAUGCAAUCUACAAGUAUUCCAUUGCUCUUAAGUUCAACCAGUACUUAGAAGAGGCCCCUGCGGAGGCAACCGUCUCAUCCACAAAGGAAACACUAGAUAAUAUACUUCAAGAGGUAAACCAAGAAUUUGAAACAUUCCACAUCUACCUUGACGAGAUUCAAGGUGAAGGCUUUAAUGCCGUAAGAAAUGGUUCAAUUGCUAGAUUUAGAAAGACGCCGGAGGAAGACGAAAAUUUUAUGGUGUCUCGGUAUCUCAAAUACAUGGCACCAAUUUUGGAUGCAUAUUGGGAUCAUGAUGAUGAUGAUAAAAGUGAAAAUGAAGACAACUUCAACGAGAGCGACUACUCUUCCAGUGACAAUGAUGAUCAAAAACUUGUGGUGAUACCAGGACCAGCAAUGAGACGCAUUUUCGAAACAUUCAUAGAAUGGGAAAGGGAGAGCGAUGACAUCGAAAGAGCCAACAAGCUACUAACCAUCAAGAAUGAACUAAGGCCUUAUGUUCGUCAUCGUCAUUAUCAGGAGCAAGAUUGUGAUAAAUGUGGUAACAUGGUGACUCAAAUAUGUGAGAGCAAUGAUGCUUCUGGAGACUUAUCUACAAAGGCGGUGGAAGAAGUGCAAUGUGUGCUAAGUGCUUUACGCUCCUUGCGUUCUCUUUGGGGCCUAGAGAAAAUUAAGGAAAUAUCUGAUGAAGAUUUAGGACUAUUGUACGAAGGAGCAAUUGGUAUUGACUCAGAAAAAAACUUCUUAGACGAUCACAAUGUACUGCUUCAAAGAUUACAAGUAAAUGAACCAUUACAAAAGAAAUCUAUUGAAAGUCAUCUGAAUAAUAUCCACGAUUUGAUCAAAGAAGAUACGGUACAAGUGUCAAUCGGUGAUGAUCGAAUACCUAUUAGUAUUAAGAGCGCUGUGCGCAACUAUCUGAGUGCAUUCCACAAAGAAUACAAGUUGUUCGGGGUAACUUUCAAUUCUUGGGACAAUUUGCUUAUUGAUAAAUCGUUCCGAAAGUACGCCAGCUCUAUGAAUAAGUUCGAAAAAAAAUUGGGAAAAAUGAUAUGUGCUCUUCAAGGACAUGAUACUACAGCCACUUCUAUUGUGCAGGAACAAUUUGUUGCCCCAUUGUUUGCAAUGCACGUGCUUAUCAGUGAAACCUCUGAAUUGCUUGGCUCAAAACUUUGGGAAAAGGCUUUAAAGAUAAUGUUAACGAAGGGGUCAUUUAAAUAUUGUUUAAUUGAAAUUUUGAACGAGAAGCCGGAGGCAAUUGGCGGUGAACUGUCAAGGCUUAUCGUAAACUGUCAUUUGAGUGCCGAGAAUGUUUACACUGUCCUCAAACACACAAAGACUAAAUUCGUAGAGAAAUUGCUUAUCGAAAUCAAAAAUUAUAUUUUGAGGGGAAAUGAUGAAGGACAGAGGGACGAUGAAAGUGUCAACGGACGAAAACAUAGUAUGACACAGUCUUUCACUGAUGUGGUAUGUAAUAAUGUAAAUACCGUUUUCCGGGAGUAUGUUUUGGAUGGGAAUCCAGAAAAGGGCUUGGAAUUCAACAAGGCAUUUGAACAGGGUCUAACAGAAUUGGAAGAAGUGGGUAUCAGAGAGGAAAGUUUUCUGAGCGCCGAAAGAUACCUUAUCGAGGCAAAGGCUGAGAUUCUGCUAGGGCGGAAUGAAACAAGGGAGGCUCAUUUCUUAAUCAAAACUUCAAAGCCUUCACCUAAAGAUUUGGUUUGUCUUGUCGAAUCAGCUGAGGCUCAUAUACAAAAGGUAAUGAAUAUCGUUGACAACAGGAUCACGGAAGGUCAAUCAACGUGUCAUUAUAUUCUCGGGUUAAGCGACAAGUCAUUCUCGUUUUUCUUGUUAUAUAGAGCGUCCUGUAUUUAUGAGAAAAUAUACAAAGUCGAGCCUGAUGAGACUAAAAUAAAGGAAAGUGCCAAAAACAAAAAACUAUUUUUAGAACAAGCAUUUGAAUUCAGUAAAAAAGCCCUGGAUAAUUAUGAGCAAAAUAUGGAUGGUUUGCAGCCAUCUUUAGAAAAAAGUUUGGAGUGUCGAAAAUAUGUGAACCAUCAGCGUCUCAUAUGUGCAAAGGCAAGAGCACACUACACGUUACUCAGUAACACCCAAAUUGCUGAAGCGAAUGCUGAGGAACGGGGAGCGGCAUUGCGACAAAUUAUCAACACCUGGAAUGAAGUAUACCAAGAUCAAGAGAGCAACUCCAAAACGUACCUUGAGAAAAUGAAGUUGACAGCCGCACUCAUGAACAAAGCCCGAUCAAAUUUUGGUUAUGCGUGCUUUUUGCAGAAACAGAAACCACAAAAUCACAAGUUGAUUUUAUCCUAUCAUUGUCAAACUCUCAAGAACAAUAUUCUGGCGUUUGAGAACCUAAAGAAAUAUCAGGGUGCUUUGGUUUUACUUGACAACAACUCAUUCAAGUAUUUAAAAAAAAUCCUUGAAUGCCUGGUGAAGUACUUUAAGCCUCUUAUCAUAAAAGGCAUUCCAAUGCAUUCCAAUGAAGAUGUUCACGAACUCAUCUGCAAGAUUGGAAAAGUACUAAACGUGGACAUAUCCAGGUCAGACAUUGAGAAAGCCGAUCGAUGGAAAACACGGUCCCCUAUGAUCGAAGUUCAGUUCAUAAACUGGUGGAAAAAGGAAGAAAUAUUAAGUGCAGUACGCUGUAGAAGAGGCAUAAAAUUAUAUGAAAUCGGUUUCAAUAGCACCUGUAACUUUUUCAUCAAUGAGAAAAAAACUAAAGAUGAGCUUGACCUUGAAAAUAGAUGUAAAAAAUUGAAGCAGGCAGGAAAAAUUGCCUCGUCAGGGUAUCAAGAUGACAAGAUGUAUGUCAAAGUAACAGCUGAGAGUGACAAAAGAGUCAUCAGGAAUCUCGAAGAUUUCCAAACAUUAGAAGACGAAUUGAACUUUUGGGCGUUUUGUUAGAAUUUAAACAAAACAACAUAUUUUAUGAAAAUAAUUUUUAAUAGGAGAGACACUUAGUUACUCAGUACGCACCUUUUUGAAGACAAAAACCGGGCAUACUCAAAGAAGUAUGCCAUAAAAUAUACUUGACGAGCAUGCAGCAAAAAACAUUAAUGCUAACGUGAAAGUAGAUGAUACCUAUGAGAAUUUUAUUUAAAUGUAAAAUCUGUUACGCGCGGAAGAAUCAGCAGUUCAACCGAAGUUGAAAUUGCGGUGGCACAUCUGCAGUAAGCAUCUGUGGUUCGUUACUGCUGCUAAAUUGCAUGUAAUGUGUUAUCUAUUUUACAUUGUGCAAUGUUGGACAUGUACACUGAAAUGGACCCAAACUGUCCUUAAACUGCAUUUUCACUGCUAGAUUCGACUGCAGUUUAAACAUUCUGAAAUGCACUUCAAACGGUAACUCGUAUUCACUUUGUGUUCAAAUGCAAGUGAUUCUAAGUACAAUUUUAAACUGUUUGUCGCUUACACAUUAAGAGUAAAGACAAGUGUCUGGGGGCGUGUCUACCCCCCCCCCCCCCCGUUCCAUUCGAGCGUGAGGGGUGAAUCACUCAGCAUUCUGGUGUACACGUGAGUUCACGAGUAAUGGUGAGUACACCUCCAAAAACUCUAAAAGGCUUUAUUUAGUGUUUCAGAUAAUUCGCAACACCAAAUCUUAUAUAACACUAGCAAAUUUUGCUAUUUUUGAGCAUGUUAGUAGGCUAAGAACAGGCCUAUUUGUACACAUGAGUACACCAGUGAUUCCCCCUCGUUCGAGCCCCCUAA
Messenger RNA from Thrips palmi, 5103 nucleotides. RefSeq lists its product as uncharacterized. The coding region runs from base 109 to 4302 and encodes 1397 amino acids. The record is from RefSeq and is a predicted model, not a curated record. The transcript is spliced from 2 exons. NCBI's taxonomy places the organism in Eukaryota, Metazoa, Arthropoda, Insecta, Thysanoptera, Thripidae.